Molecule: messenger RNA, 750 nt
Organism: Suillus fuscotomentosus
Lineage: Eukaryota; Fungi; Basidiomycota; Agaricomycetes; Boletales; Suillaceae
Exons: 5
Coding region: 1-750 (249 amino acids)
Source: RefSeq, a predicted model, not a curated record
AUGGUCAGAGUCCAUACUGAUGAGCUACAGAUUGGUAAAGGAGCAGCAGGCGCGAGAGGCGACGACACAAAAAUGCUGAAGUCUGCCAUACUUGAUUGGAUUUCCCCAAAAGGGGCAGCAAUCCAGCCUCCUUUGCAUAGGAACUCGAAGAUCGAUCGCGGAUUCAACCACGAGCUUACUGGAUCACUGCUUUGUCCCGCUGGGUUGGAGUGGAGCGAUACAGAAACAAGAGAGAACCUCCGAAGCGGCGAAUUGUCAGUGUGCGGAGAUCAAUGGCCUAUUUUUUUGUUCGCCCAUCAUACGUAUGACACAGAAGACCCGUGGUGUGGGCUUCUUAGGAGCCGCUUACUGGUAUGCGCUUACAAGCACAUUUUCACGUCCCCGAGCUCAGUCGACAAAGAACCAAAAGCCACACGAUCUGGAAAUGCUUGCCUCCAUGGAAUGAAUUCCGUCACAAUUGCGUCUAUUGCUUACGUUGCCACUCAGGUUCGUUCGAUUCGCUCUAAGUUCCUCCUCGGUGUUCUCGCGAACAGACACUACUACGGACUCAGAAACUUUUACCAUAGCCUGCUCAACCUUUUCGAGGACCCUGAUGAAUCAAAGGAGGUCGAGGAGCUGCUGAUAUGUCAAGUCUUUCCAACUUCCUCCGCUGCCAAGCGAUCUGUUAGCGCUAACAGUGCCUUAUUGAAAAUCCGACUCAAGCGCCUUGCGGCCAAGCAGGGGGCAGAUUCGAGCAUGAUCUAUUCGUAG